CUUUUCUCACAAUGUCUUCCCCAUCUCAAAUCCAAUCCAUCUCGCCUCCGGAAUCAUAACCCUAGAGAAAUUCGAUUUUCAAUCUGAAUCCUAUAAACCGCCUGGAUUUGACCGACAGCCGUUUGGAUUUUGACGGAGAAGAAUAUCGGAUAAAUACAAUAGCAGUCGAUGAUGUCUAACGUGAAGCCAAUAGUGAUACGAGAAGUAUGGGCGAGUAAUAUCGUAGAAGAAUUUAAGCUUAUUGAAGAUGCGAUUGAUGAAUACUGUUUCAUAUCCAUGGAUACUGAGUUUCCAGGUAUAGUGUAUCGACCUGAUGGUGAUAACAAGACUUUGUUCCGCAACCGGAAAGCUAUUGAUCAUUACGUGAUCCUCAAAUCAAACGUUGAUGCUUUGAAUCUUAUUCAGGUUGGUUUAACUUUAUCAGAUUCAGAAGGGAAUUUGCCUGAUUUAGGUACUGAGAAUCGAUAUAUUUGGGAAUUUAAUUUCAGUGAUUUUGAUCUUGAGAACGAUGAGUAUGCGCCUGAUUCAAUUGAGUUGUUGAAACAACAAGGGAUUAACUUUCAGAAGAACAGAGAAGAUGGAAUUGACUCGGUUAGAUUUGCUGAAUUAGUUAUGUCUUCUGGACUCGUUUGUAAUGAGUCGGUGAGUUGGGUGACUUUCCAUAGUGCUUACGAUUUUGGUUAUCUGGUUAAGAUCUUGACGAGCCGUGAUCUACCUAACGAAAUUGAUGAGUUUUUGAGUCUUCUAAAAGUUUUCUUUGGGGCGAAGGUGUAUGAUGUGAAACAUAUUAUGAAAUACUGUGAGAGUUUGUACGGUGGAUUGGAUCGGGUUGCCGGAGUCCUCAAUGUAGAUAGGGCUGUCGGUAAAUCGCAUCAAGCCGGAUCGGAUAGUUUGCUAACAUGGCAUGCUUUUCAAAAGAUUAGAGAUGUAUACUUUACCAAAGUAGUACCAGAACAAUAUGCUGGUGUGUUGUAUGGAUUAGAGGUGUAUUAAAAAUAUACUGUAGUUAUUUUCCUUUCAUUAAAGAUUUAUAAUAUUUUUUGGUUUGGAUUA
Papaver somniferum (opium poppy) is the source of this 1053-nucleotide messenger RNA. Its product is annotated as probable CCR4-associated factor 1 homolog 11. The record is from RefSeq and is a predicted model, not a curated record. NCBI's taxonomy places the organism in Eukaryota, Viridiplantae, Streptophyta, Magnoliopsida, Ranunculales, Papaveraceae. Bases 169 to 993 code for a protein of 274 amino acids. Gene Ontology annotation, cellular component: P-body; CCR4-NOT complex; CCR4-NOT core complex. Gene Ontology annotation, molecular function: nucleic acid binding; poly(A)-specific ribonuclease activity. The transcript has a single exon.